GGCUGCUCCAGCCGCCGACAUCUUGCCUCCGACCGGAGGAGACGGAGAGUCCGGGCUUCACGGUCAAAUGUCCGGAUGGAGUGACAGCGAGGCCCGCGGGGUGCUGAGGGAGGCCGUCCGGAGACACAGCAGCCUGGAGCGGUGACUCUUCAUUAUGAUCGGCUCUGACUGACAGCGGCGGCCAUGAUCGGAGGACUCUUCAUCUACAACCACAAGGGGGAGGUGUUGAUCUCCAGAGUUUACCGCGAUGACAUCGGGCGAAAUGCGGUCGACGCCUUCCGGGUCAACGUCAUCCACGCCCGGCAGCAGGUGCGCUCCCCGGUCACCAACAUCGCCCGGACCAGCUUCUUCCACGUCAAGCGCUCCAACAUCUGGCUGGCGGCGGCCACCAAGCAGAACGUCAACGCCGCCAUGGUGUUCGAGUUCCUCUACAAGAUGUGCGACGUCAUGACGGCGUACUUCGGCAAGAUCAGCGAGGAGAACGUCAAGAACAACUUCGUCCUGAUCUACGAGCUGCUGGACGAGAUUCUGGACUUCGGUUACCCUCAGAACUCAGAGACCGGAGCUCUGAAGACCUUCAUCACUCAGCAGGGCAUCAAGAGUCAGCACCACAGCAAAGAGGAGCAGUCCCAGAUCACCAGCCAGGUCACCGGGCAGAUCGGCUGGAGGAGGGAAGGCAUCAAGUACCGCAGAAACGAGCUGUUCCUGGACGUGCUGGAGAGCGUCAACCUGCUCAUGUCGCCGCAAGGCCAGGUGCUGAGCGCCCACGUCUCCGGCCGGGUGGUGAUGAAGAGCUACCUGAGCGGGAUGCCCGAGUGCAAGUUCGGGAUGAACGACAAGAUCGUCAUCGACAAGCAGGGCAAGGGAGGGAGCUCCGAGGACGCCACCAAGAGUGGGAAACAGUCGAUAGCGAUCGAUGACUGCACCUUCCACCAGUGUGUUCGCCUCAGCAAGUUCGACUCUGAACGCAGCAUCAGCUUCAUCCCUCCGGACGGAGAGUACGAGCUCAUGAGGUAUCGAACCACCAAAGACAUCAUCCUGCCGUUCAGAGUGAUCCCUCUGGUCAGGGAGGUCGGUCGCACCAAGCUGGAGGUCAAAGUCGUCAUCAAGUCCAACUUCAAGUCGUCGCUGCUCGCUCAGAAGAUCGAGGUCCGUGUUCCCACCCCUCUGAACACCAGCGGCGUGCAGCUCAUCUGUAUGAAGGGGAAAGCCAAAUACAAAGCCAGCGAGAACGCCAUUGUGUGGAAGAUAAAGCGAAUGGCGGGCAUGAAGGAGUCUCAGAUCAGUGCAGAGAUCGAGCUGCUGCCCACCAACGAUAAGAAGAAGUGGGCGAGACCUCCGAUCUCCAUGAACUUUGAGGUCCCGUUUGCUCCUUCGGGUCUGAAGGUUCGCUACCUGAAGGUCUUUGAGCCCAAACUGAACUACAGCGAUCACGACGUCAUUAAAUGGGUUCGGUACAUCGGUCGCAGCGGGAUCUAUGAGACACGCUGUUGACGCCGCCGGGGCUGAUGGGAAGGAAUGGGGGAGGCCCUGUGACAUCAUUGUUGUUGCUGUUGUUGUUGUUGUCGCCGUGGUGAUCUUCAGACACACAUACAUUUCCUGUUUAUUAUCUUCAGUUUACAAACUCGUAUUCUGCUCUGUGGCCUCUUUAUUAUUAUUCCUGUUACUGUUGUUAUUACUGUUGUUGUUGUUUCUGAGCUUCAACCAGCUGCUGCCGACACAUUCCCGCGUUAAGCUCUGAGGGACGCCGAUCAGCCAAUCACAUUCCAGGAAACAUCAAGGAGCAGGGUUUAAAAAAUGACUUGAUGUAGAUCUCAGAGCUAAAUUCAUCUUCUGUGUUUGUGUCGAGGCAGAAACCCGACAGACCUAAAACUUUCAGACCUGGACACUUAAAUCCAGACCUGGACACUUUAAACCAGACUUGAACCAGACCUGGGCACUUUAAACCAGACCUGAACUGGACUUGGACACAUUAAACCAAAUCUGAACUAGACUUGUACCAGAUCUUGGCACUUUAAACCAGACUUGAACCAGACCUGGAAACUUACCUGGACACAUUAAAUCAUAUCGAAACUAGACCUGGACACUUAACCAGACUUGAACCAGACCUGGAAGCUUUAAACCAGACUUGAACCACGAGACCUGGACACUUUAGACCAGACUUGAACCAGACCUGAAAGCUUUAAACCACAUCUGGAAACAUUAAACUAGAUCUAAACGGGACCUGGACACUUUAGACAAGACUUGAACCAGACCUUGACUUAUCAAACCAGAUAUAAACCAGACCUGGACACUUUAAACCAGAUAUAAACCAGACCUGGACACUUUAAACCAGACCUGGAAGCUUCAAGCCAUAUCUGGACUCAUUACACCAGAACUAAACCGUAUCUGGACAGUUAAAACCGGGCUUGAACCAGACCCAGACUCUUCAAACCAGACGUAAACAGAGUAGGACUUCCUGUCUCGUAGUCAGUCUGUGGUAAACUGCGUUAUUACCCAGCAUGCAUCAGUGUAUUAUUGUUUUUUUUACAGUUUUGUACCCUGAUCAGCUGAUUGACAUGAAUCAGUCUGAGGUGUGUAAACCAGACGGAUGUUGUGAUCAUGGUGGUGGUGAUGAUGAUGAUGGUGGUGAUGAUGGUGGUUCAUCUGUUUUCUCAGUAAAACCAGUCAGACUGAC
Messenger RNA from Stegastes partitus (bicolor damselfish), 2677 nucleotides. RefSeq names its product adaptor related protein complex 2 subunit mu 1b (gene ap2m1b). The coding region runs from base 184 to 1494 and encodes 436 amino acids. Gene Ontology annotation, biological process: intracellular protein transport; vesicle-mediated transport. The record is from RefSeq and is a predicted model, not a curated record. The transcript has 12 exons. Lineage: Eukaryota; Metazoa; Chordata; Actinopteri; Pomacentridae. Gene Ontology annotation, cellular component: clathrin adaptor complex.